Hansenula ciferrii is the source of this 1500-nucleotide messenger RNA. It is a transcript of the gene IOC4, whose product is annotated as Ioc4p. NCBI's taxonomy places the organism in Eukaryota, Fungi, Ascomycota, Saccharomycetes, Phaffomycetales, Wickerhamomycetaceae. Bases 1 to 1500 code for a protein of 499 amino acids. The record is from RefSeq and is a predicted model, not a curated record. The transcript has a single exon.
AUGUCGGACAAGGAAAACGUUGAUGUACCAGUGGUUGAUGCUGAGCAACCUGAUAAAGUUGAAGGUGAAUCAAUAAUAGAUCAAAAUGAACAUGAAAAAGAUCAAGAAAAUCAAAAUCAAGUUGAUCAAGACCCAAAAGAUGGAAACCAAUCUAAUGAUCAAAAAGAUGAACCUAAAAUAGUUGAUAACCAAGCAAAUAAUGAUUAUGGUGAUCUUCCACCUGGUACAAUUGUCUUGGGUAAAUUGAAAAGUUUCCCUCCAUGGCCUGGUAUUGUUGUUCCAUUUGAAUUAAUUCCAGAAAGUAUUCAAAAAGUUAAACCAAAACCAAAACCUCCUGUUGUUCAUCAUGCCAAAAAUAAGAGAAGAUCUUUAGCUAAAGUUGAUAAAAAUGAACCUUUUGAUUCAAGACUUUGGUGUGUUAGAUUUUUAAAAGAUGAUACAUUUAUGUGGGGUGGUGUAAAAGAUAUUUCAAUAUUAUCAAAAGAUCAAAUUGAAAAAUUUUUAAAUGAUAAAAAGGGUAAAAAAUUGAUUAAAAGUGCUUAUGAAAUGGCAUUGAAUCCUCCUGAUUUAGAAGAAUUCAUAAUUUGGGGUAGUAAUGGUAAACCAAUUGAAAUAGAUAAUGAAGCUAAUGAUGCUGAUUUUGAAGAAGGUGAAGAUGAUGUUCAAGAUGAAGAUCAAGAAGAUGAUGGUGAUGAUGAAGAUGAAGUGGAAGAUGAAGAUUUAGAAGAAUUAAAAGAAAGUAAAAAAAGAACUAAAACUACAAAAGCUAGAAGGGGUCGUCCACCAGCUAAAAAAUCUAAAACUACAAAAGGAUCAACACCAAAAAAAUCUGAACCUGUUAAAGAGAAAAAAAAACCAGGAAGAAAGAAGAAAAUAGUAGAAGCCUCACCGGAACCGGAACCUGAACCUGAAACUUCAGGUGAUGAAGAUUGGGAUGUCAUUGAUGAAACCGAACCACCAGUUGCUAUAGAAAUACCGUCUGCUAAAGUUUUAGGAGAUGAAUUGAAAAAGAAAACACCAUUGAUUAAAAAAGCGAGAAUAACAUUACAAGAUUAUUUCUUGGAGGAGAAAGAAUUAUCAAAAGAUUCCAAAAAUUUAAAACAAAUUUCAUCAAUUUUAGAAUCUUUAGAAAAAAUAACAAAUGUUCAAACUUCACUUAUAAAACAUUAUAAUUUACAUAAAGUUCUUAUUGAUAUUUUGAAAAGACCAGAUUUAAAUGAAUUUGGUAAAGAAAUUAAAAAUUUCAGAAAUAGAAUUGAAAGUUUAGUUCAAAAUUGGUUUAAUAUUGAAAUUCAACCAAAUGAACGUUGGGAUUUUACAGAGAAAAAUGAUGAACAAGAAUCACAAGAAGGUCAAGAACAAGAUGCUCAAGAUGGUACUAAUGAAAUUAAAGAUGAAGUAAAAGAUGAAAAUCAUGCCACUGAAAAUUCUGAAGCUAAAGAAUCAGAAGUUAAAGAAGAAAAUAAAGAAGAUAAUAAAGAACCAAAUGGUUCAACUUGA